This is a messenger RNA of Poeciliopsis prolifica (blackstripe livebearer), 1452 nucleotides long. RefSeq lists its product as uncharacterized. The transcript has 3 exons. Bases 415 to 1452 code for a protein of 345 amino acids. Lineage: Eukaryota; Metazoa; Chordata; Actinopteri; Cyprinodontiformes; Poeciliidae. The record is from RefSeq and is a predicted model, not a curated record.
CAGACUUUGGAACGACAGAAAAGGCCAAGUGCACGACUUCGAAGACAAAUGGUGAGGAUUAUUGUCUCUGAAAUGAUGCUGAUUUGCAAGAAUCCUACCAAACGCGACACUACUGAAAUAGCAGAAAGGAUGGUGAGCAGGUAUCCAAAGUCACUUAAGGACAUCAUUGAUGGUGAUGUUAUUGGACUUGGUUAUCAUUCCCUGGUAAAACAACUCCAGGCAAGAAUUGAAAAUGUCAAACGACAAGACACACCAAAGAUAACUAAACGCAAGGCGGAAUCAGAUAAUGACACUGAUGAGAUACCUGCUGAGCAGAAAGCCAGUGUUCAAGACACGUAUGGCUGUGUCAACUGGGCGCCAAAGUUUUUGCCCCUUUCUGAGACAGUAGAGAGUCAGCUUAAGAAAAAAUAAGACAUGAAAAAGAUGUUCAAAGACAAAAAAUAUGCUGCAGAAGAUGUGAAAGAACUUAUCAAGUCCACCUAUUACACGCACCGAAAGGACAUCAUUAAAGGUACAAGCAUCCUGACGCUAUGCCAAGAAAGGCCUUUUUUGUUCCAUGAAACUGGCAUGGAAGAACACUUCCAGCAACUUACUGGCAUCAGUCUGACGGAAGCCUUCUUCACCAAUCUGGACAAAAAGGCGGAGCGCAUCCUCAACUCUCUCUUCAAGUUAGCAAGUGAAAAAGGUCAAUCCAGUGGUUGUACAGAGAUGAUUCUUCUUCUACUUGCUUUUUUUGGUGAGAAGGAAGAGCAAAUGUUCCACUAUGUUGAGAAGACCAGCCUUGCUGAAGAGGUUGAGAUGGAGGAUGUGCCAGCAACACCCUGCCUUAUUGUGUGUGGGUCCUCUUGCUUCACUGCGAACUGCUUCAUGUUGAGUAUUGAUCAGAAGAUUAUCAAUGACCACAUCACUGCCUUCUCCUGUGCCAUCUGCCUGAUGUUUGGCAGUUACUACUGUUUUAAUAUACACUACCUAGUGGGACUGCGGUCAACACUGAGUUCCUCCAGAGUUCGUUUGAAAACUCCACCGAGCCUUCUGCACUGGGGUUCCACUAACGCUGAGUCGGACGCCGGAGCGGAGCUGGAGAGCUGCAGGGAUCGAGCUAUUGGAGCAACUGGGAUUCGUAGCAGCGGACAGCGGGACGCCGGACGUCGGAACCGGGACGCAGCGGACAGCGGGACGCUGGACGCCGAAGCGGAGCUGAAAGGUUGCAGGGAUCGAGCUAUUGGAGCAACUGAGAUUCGUAGCAGCGGACAGCGGGACGCCGCGGAUGUCGGAACCGGGACGCAGCGGACGCCGGAGCGGAGCUGGAGAGCUGCAGGGAUCGAGCUAUUGGAGCAACUGAGAUUCGUAGCAGCGGACAGCGGGUCGCCGGACGUCGGGACCAGGACGCAGCGGACAGCGGGACGCCGGAACGGAGCUGGAGAGGAAAAGCUGCAGGGAUCGAGCUAUUGA